Limanda limanda (common dab) is the source of this 642-nucleotide messenger RNA. Its product is annotated as olfactory receptor 8U3-like. Gene Ontology annotation, molecular function: G protein-coupled receptor activity; olfactory receptor activity. The transcript has 2 exons. The coding region runs from base 1 to 642 and encodes 213 amino acids. Gene Ontology annotation, biological process: G protein-coupled receptor signaling pathway. Lineage: Eukaryota; Metazoa; Chordata; Actinopteri; Pleuronectiformes; Pleuronectidae. The record is from RefSeq and is a predicted model, not a curated record. Gene Ontology annotation, cellular component: membrane.
AUGUGGAAAACGAUCUUCUGUGUUUAUUCUUACGCUUGUGUGGAAUUCUUUAAUUUAGCUGUGAUGUCUUAUGACCGAUACCUGGCCAUCUGUUGUCCUCUGCAGUACAACACACGUAUGACAACUCAAACAGUUACGAUGCUAAUUGCUGUAACGUGGUUGUUCCCUUUUCUUGCGAUUGCUGUUUUGAUAUCGUUGACUUCCCCUUUACAGCUGUGUGGGAACAUCAUUCACAAAGUUUACUGUGGAAACUACUCUGUGGUCAAACUGUCGUGUUCUGACACCACAGUCAACAACGUCUACGGACUCGUCUACACAUUCAUCUCCAUCAUCCUUCCUCUGGUUUUAAUCCUCUACACGUACAUGAGGAUUUUAAAGGUUUGUUUCUCUGGUUCCAAGCAGACGAGACAAAAGGCCGUCAGCACCUGCACCCCCCACCUGGCCUCGCCCCUCAACUUCUCCUUCGGGGCUUGUUUUCAAAUAUUACAGAGCAGGUUUAAUAUGAACAGUUUACACAACAUAAUUUGUUUCAUAAUGUGUUUAUCCUUGUAUUUUAUAACAUGUCUGCCGCUCUUCAACCCUUUACUGUCCGGACUGAACAGGACUAAGAUUCGUACCUUGUGGAAAAGUUCCUUCAAAUGA